AUGUCGCCUCCUAUCGCGAUCAUUGGUAUUUCGGUCGAGCUCCCUAGUGGCAACUAUUCCUCGGAGAACCUCGACCACAAAUCCUUUUUCGAGUUCUUGCUGUCGUCUGGUGAAUCCUAUGAGCAGAUGCCGUCGGAGAGAUUCAAUAUCGAAGCCUGGAAGGGAACCGGUAUCGGCAAGAUUCAUGUCGACCGAGGAUCUUUCUUAAAAAAUAUCGACACUUUCGACAACGUCGAAUUCGGCAUUUCAUCCAAGGAUGCCCAGGCGAUGUCGCCAGCGACUCGCAAGCUUCUCGAGAAUACAUUCCUUGCCCUUCUCGACUCGGGAAUUGACUAUAGAACGAAGGUCAUCGGAUGCUUCACAGCGGGAACGUCCCUUGAGCUUACAAACGUUUCCGAAGCGGACGAGUUCGACGCCCGUGGUUCUUUCGCUGGCUACAAUUCCAUGAUUGCCAACCGCAUCUCUAACCAUCUCGAUUUACUCGGGCCAUCCUUCCCCAUCGACACCGCCUGUAGCUCCACUCUGACCGCUUUGCACCUCGCGGUCCAGGCGAUUACAACCGGAGAUUGUGAAGCCGCUGUCAUUGGAGGCUGCCAACUGAACCAUCGGUUCAUUGACUGGGUCACAUACAGUCAAGGGUCAUUGCUUGCCAAAGACGGAAAGUGCAAGCCUUUUGAUAGCAACGCAGACGGAUUUGCUCGUGCCGAAGGAUGCGCAGUCGUGGUCAUCAAGCCCCUUGACGCCGCGCUGAGAGACAAUGAUCACAUUUACGCAACAGUUUUGGGCACUGCAAUCAACUCCACCGGUGCGGCCGCGGCCCCAGGUGCCCCAGUAGCAGAGUCCCAACGUGAUGCAAUGUUCCAAGCGUUCCAGCGCGCUGGGAGGAGUCCUCGCGAGGUGGAUUAUGUUGAACUACAUGCUACAGGCACGGCAAAAGGAGACCCCACUGAGGCCAACUGGGUGGGCGAGCAUUUCCACAGAGAAGACGAGCUUGUGGUCGGCAGUGUCAAGGGCAAUAUCGGCCACCCCGAGAUCACGGCUUUCCUUGCGUCGCUCUCGAAGGUUAUCUCUAUCUUUGAGAAGCAAACGAUCCCGCCCCAGGUCAACAUCAGCAAGCUCAACCCGGGCAUCAAGUGGGACGAGUAUCGUCUCAGAGUUCCAUUCGAGCCGACUCCGCUUCCGUGCAGAGCAAACGGCAAGUCUCUCGUCGCCAUCGCGGGCUCGGGCAUCGGCGGCUCGAACGGUCAUGUCGUUCUUGAAGGCCCGCCUCGCGUUGAAGGGGCGCCUAAAGUCAAGGAUGUUGAAAUGAAGCGACCGGUCCUUCUCCUGACUGGAGGUCUCUCGUCGAGAACCGCGACUUCGUCUGCGCAGUCGAUCCAGCAAGAUUUCGGGAAGUACUCCGACGACCUGUCGGCGUUAUCGACUGUCCUUGGGCGGAGGUCGAAGCAAGCCACCUGGAGGUCGUACACAAUUGGUCACCCUGGCCAGGAGAAGUUGGCGGAUGUGUCCACGCCUCAGCACUGCCCUCGUAACCCGAACGGACUUGUGUAUGUCUUUUCGGGACAAGGCCCUCAGCACGUUCAUAUGGGCCGUGAGCUCUUUGGAGCGUUCCCAGUCUUCCGCGAUAGCGUCCUCGAGAUGGACGAGGUCUUCAUCAAGACGACCGGCAAAUCGAUCAUCCACGACUACGGGCUCUUUGGCGCGUCUGCCGCCACUCCUUUGCCGGACAUCUGGCCCAUCGCCCUUGUCCUGCCUUCCAUCUCCAUCUUUCAGAUCGCGCUCUUCGACUUGUUGACGAGCUUAGGCGUCAAGGCAGACGCGAUCGUCGGCCACUCAGCUGGCGAGACCGCCGUACUUUACACUUCUGGCGCCGCCCCGAAGGCUAUGGCCGUCGAGCUUGCCAUCAUUCGUGGUCGCUCUUUCACCCCGGUCGAGGAGCUUGGAGGAACUAUGGCUGCGAUUUCGUGUAGCCCCGAGGAAUGGGGUGAGUUGUUGAGGGAGUAUCGCGAGGAGAACACGGAGGCGGUCGUCGAACUGGCGUGCUACAAUGCCCCGUCUGCUGUCGCCAUUGCUGGAGAGGAAACAGCCAUCGACAAGAUUGUCAGCAUGGCCGAGGCUCGCAAGAAGUUCGCCCGGAAGAUUCGCACUCGGGUGCCCUUCCAUUCGUCGAUGAUGAACGCGGCGAAGGAAGAUUAUACGGCCGCCCUCAAGGACUUGUUUGAGAGGUAUCCGGGUCCACAUCGCCCCACGACACCAGUCUACUCUACUUGCACCGGCCAGCUCUUCGAGGGCUCCUUCGAGGCAGAAUACUAUUGGGACAACACCGUCUCUCCAGUUCGUUUCACUGAGGCGAUGGCUGGUAUCCGUCAGGCUCUGCCCAACGCAUCCUUCGUCGAGAUUGCCCCUCAUCCCGUACUCUCUUCUUACGUCGUUUCGAUGGCAUCGGAGGGUUCGACCGUCCUGCACUCUGCACAACGUCCCAAGCGCGGAGCCCCGCCAACAGAGUACGUCGACGUCCUCCACCUCUUGGGCAAGCUUACGUGUGCUGGGCACAACUUUGUCGACUUCACGACUCUCAACGGCCGCAAAUGCUCUGAGUUUAGGCGUUCGUUGCCUGCGUAUCCGUUCUCCAAGAAGAAGUAUCCUCUGUAUCCCGACACGCCCGGUACGCUCAAGCAGAUGGAGGUUCAGCGCGGACCGUUGAACUACACCCACCUUCGUGUCAACAAGGAGUCGCACCCUGUGCUCGCGGAGCACAUCAUUCGAGGCGAGCCAAUCAUGCCUGCAGCGGGCUUCUUGGAAAUGGCACUGGAGUUUGGUGCUUCUACGCUCAUGAACGUCAACAUGCGUUCGAUACUUUCGCUGUCUUCGGAGAAGCCGACCAAGGUCAAUGUGAACCUCGAUGGUGCCCACUGGACCGUCAAGUCAGUGUCCGUCUCGAAGGGUCGCAAAGACCACGCCCCGACUACAAGCGAACGUCUACACGCAGAUGGUUACUUAUCGUUCGAGAUCCCCAGCGUUGCUCUGCCUGUGGACAUCGCGGCUAUUCGAGCCAGGUGCCCUGAGCACAUUGGGUCAGGAUUCUAUCCUUCCCUUUCCUACUUUUCGGCGUAUGGGCCACGCUUCCAGCGCGUGACAAACGUCUUCUUCAACCGCAACGAGGCACUCGCGUCCAUCAAAGGAAUGGACUCUGUCCUUGCUGGUGAUGGCAAGUAUUUGCUUCAUCCCGCGAUCCUCGACGCCUGCAUCCAGGUCUCCGCCUACAAGCCUUUCCACGGCGACUACGACCCUAAUGUCUACUACCUCCCUGCGCACGUCGACGCCAUCAUCGUCCAUCAGGCUUUAAAGCCCAGCUACUUCCCAGCGCAUGUUUACGCGCACGUCGAGUUGAAGAACUGGCUUCCAGAUGCCAUUCACUACGACAUCACUCUUGUAAACGACGACGGUGUCCGUCUGUGCUCCUUCGUCGGCCUCCACGUCGCCAAGCACCAUAUUACGCCUGUUGCGGAUCCAAUUCGUCCUUUGGAAGUGGCUUACCAACCAGUCUUCCACGCGAAGCGCUCCAUCGACGGUCCUGCGUACAAGGGCGAAGAUCGUUCCGACCUCUUCGGCAGUCUUGACAAGAUCUCUAUUCGUGCAAAAAUGCUCCAACGUGCUGGAGGUCUCCAAACCCCGAAUCUGAACAUCGCCAUGCCUCCCUUCAAGAGCGUUCAUCAAGAAUGUGCGCCGUACUUUGAAACGUUCAAGGCUGUCGAGACGAUUCCGUCUUCUGAAGGUCCCCAGUUUGAUGAAGCUAUCAAGUGCACCAUGCAUUCGUUGCGUGCAGCUUUGAACGAACUCGCUAAGUCAGGCACUCGCGUUGUCAAAGCUCUCGUUGUCGAUAACGUGAAAUCUGAGCUCUUCCGCAAGGGUCUCGAAGCUGUUGUACAAGGAUUCCCGUCCUUGUACUUCGAGCUCUUCAUCGACAACAAGCAUGUGGCUCAGUCCUUGCCCAAUGUACCAUCGGGCAUCGUUCGCAGCACACGCAUUGCGUUCAACGGCGCCGAGUCCGAGAGCCUCCAGGACCACCUCUUCGAUAUCGUCUUGUUCUUCAACGUUGCCUCUCAGCAAGCCAAUCCUGCGUCCAUCGCUAAAGCUGCCUCGACCUUCCUCGUUCCUGGAGGUACCUGCAUCAUGACCGAGCGUAAUCUCGAUGCCUGGGACAUGGGUUAUCUCGGUACCAUGUGGUACGACGCCUACCUUGGCGCACCCUCCAAGGAGGAGACGUUUUCUCUGGGUUCUUACCUAGAGUCGUUGAAGGACCAACAACUCGACGUUUUGCGCAGCCACAGCUCCGAAGACUACGACCCCUUCCAUUUUUCCGUCGAGUGCCAGAAGCCUAGUUGGCCCCCACAAACAUUGCCUUCAUCGCCUCUCUUCGACCCCAUCGAGUCCUUCGCAUAUGCGUAUAGCUAUGGCAGCGAGAUGGAUUUGCAGUGGGAACUCUCCGGACUCAACGACGUGCAGCAACUCGACGUGUGGAUCGUAGCGACUGAAGGGAGGGACGGAGGUGCUGCCCAAGGUCUGGUGCGAGCCCUUCGCCGGGAGUAUGUUUCGUGGACUAUCCGCCUGGUUAUCUUCCCGUCUUCGUACGAUGAAGACAUGCGUCAGGAAUUCCUCGAGCACUUACCCACCGAGCUACGUUCGGAACGCGACGUCAUUGUCUCGGAAGAUCGCCUUCUGGUACCUCGUCUGGCCCCAGUCGAAGCUCUUCAACCGCGCUCCGACAGGAAGUCUGACACUCGUUCGAGACGGCUAGCAGUCGAUCAUAUUCUCGUCCGUGUUCUGUCUUCCUCAGACCAAAACGACGUCUCUGGAAUCGUUGCAUCCGUUGUAGAUGCGAAUGCCACCGAUAUCCAACCUAACACUCUCGUCGCUGCCCUUGUUCACAGCUCAACGGAGGAAUACAUGGAGUUGGACGCUGCCAGCGUCUUCCCUGUUUCCGAUGAUUACCUCAAGCAUCUCUCGGUCACCUCUGCUGCCAUCCUCGGUUUCGUCGCCGCGGUUCUCGCACUCGGACAGGCUACUCUUAGUCGCCCUACCCGUCUCUCCAAGCUUCGCAUCUUGUUAACACAUAGCGACUCCACCAUCGGUUCGAGCGCCGCUGCCCUUCUCCUACAGAAGGGAGCCCAAGUCGAUCGCGUCCCCCAAAACGCCAGCCUCUACACCCUCGCCAAGCUUCCUGUCGAGGCGUAUGACGUCAUCAUAUCCGGAUAUUCUGAUCGUUCGUAUCUUCAAGUCGUCGACACUCUGGUGCGUCCGAAGCAGGGCAAGGCCUUCUCGUGGAGCGACGAGGCGGAAGGGCUUGCUGCCAUCCUCGACCGAGACCCAUGUGCGGUGGGCGACGCUUUACGCUUCGGCUUGCUAGGUGUGAAAGAGAUUCUUCCCUCUCUAGCGCCACCGCCACCUCUUCGCGUCACUGCCGCCAACGGCGACCUUCGCCAGGAUCGCCCUUCUAUCCACGCUUCAUUUAAAGAAGAGAAAGCGUACGUUAUUCUAGGAGGGAUUGGGACAAUUGGCGUCCACCUGGCGUUGUAUAUGUAUCAGCGAGGUGCUCGGCACAUCGUCCUUACAUCGCGUUCUGGAGAGAAGAGCCUCGAAAGCAAUACGAACGUCGUCGUGCGCCGUAUGGUCGACUACUUGAAGGCCCGGCCCGAACUUCGAUUGUCUCUUGUGGCACUUGAUGCUACUGAUGAAGCGGGCAUGAGGACCUUCAUGGACGACCUCGGUCCCGUUGGUGGGUGUAUUGUCCUCACUGCUGUCCUCUUAGAUGGCAUCUUCCGCCACCUAAACGAAGAAGCAUUUUCUCGCGUCUUCCAUGCAAAGAUAGGGGUCCUGGACACUCUCAAGCAGUCUGUCAAUAUCCAGGAUCUCGACUUCCUGGUUUCGUUCACCUCGGUUUCGGGUCUCAUUGGAUUCGGGGGUCAGACGAACUAUGGAGCUGGGAAUACUGCCCUCGAGCAUCAUACAGCCGAGAGCUCGAAUGGCUUCUCCUUCAUUUGCCCGGGCAUUUUAGACUCUACUUUGAUGCUUGCGGGUACUGGGAAGUCCAACGAAACUCGUCUCAGCGCGCUCAUUCCCUGGUCGGUUUCCGCGGAAGAUAUGAUUCGCUGGUUCGACGACGCCAUGGCGCGCUUCCAGCACGGCCGACGUAUCAUUCGUUACGUGCCUGAUCUCAACUGGGAAGCCUUGGAGCGAACUCAAGGCAUGCCGCGUCUUGGAACGCACCUCCUCGCAGAUCAAGUUGUGGACGUCUCUGACGACGUCGACGACUCCGAGCGCAUGACAGAGGUCAUCAAGAACGUCCUUGCCGUACCCGCAGCCGAUUUCUCCCCCGACGUCCCACUCACAGCCUACGGCAUCGAUUCCCUCUCCGCCUCUCGGAUCUCUUUCCUUCUCCGACCUUUUGUUGAAGUCACCCAAAUCCAACUCCUCGCCGACAUCACUCUCAACGACCUUGUUCGUCUAUCUCAGUCCAACGUCGAGGCGGUGCAAGAGCAAACCACCUCGAAGCCAGUGCAGAGUCGGAAUAAGGCCGACUUGAUGUCGGAGAUGCUUGCGAAGUACAGCGCCGGCCUGGAGGCUGGCCCGUCGGUGUCACCGUCAAGCUCAUUGGCGCCGUCGGAGGAGGUCGUCCUCAUCACUGGCACGACGGGCACUUUGGGAGCGAACGUGUUGGAGAACCUCCUCAAGAACCCAUCAGUCAAGCUCGUGUAUGCGCUCAAUCGGGUCAGGCAAAACUUGAUGUCUCUCGUUGGUUGCCAGGAAGCUGUGUUCGUUCGUCAAGGUCUUGAUGUCUCGCUCCUCGAAUCAGGCAAACUUGUUCUGUUGGAAGGAGAUCUCGCGGAAGAUCGCUUUGGUUUGAGCGCUGAGCGUGAGGACGAGCUGCUGUCUUCUGUCACUCACAUUAUCCACAAUGCAUGGAGAGUUGAUUUCGUCUCUUCUCUCGCUGACAAUGAAGACCUUAUCAAGGGUACUCGCAAGUUGCUUGACUUCGCCCAACGUUCGAGGCUCGCGUCCAAGCCGUCCCUCUCCUAUAUCAGUUCGAUUGGCACAUACCAAGUCGCCAAGGAUUCUGACCCCGAGUACGCUCCAGAGGCCUCCGUCCUGGACCCCAAGGUGUCGAUUCAGACCGGAUACAUCGAGUCGAAGUGGGUCGCGGAGCGCCUCUUCCAGAUUGCUGGCGAGAAGUGUGGCCUACAGACUAACGUCAUCCGAGUCGGUCUGCUCACUGGCGGCGUCAACGGCAGUUGGGAUCCUUCUCAGUGGUUCCCUGGUAUCGUCCAGUCUGCAGUUUAUAUUGGUUGCCUACCCGAAGUUGAUGAUGUUGUUUCGUGGAUCCCUGUUGACCUCGCUGCCUCCGCCAUCGUCGACAUGCGCCGCACUCCCUCUGACACUCUACAUCUCAUCCACCCCAACCCGACUCAGUGGAACGAUCUCGUCAAACCUGCCUCGAAGAUUCUGAACGUCCCUCUCGUACCAUACGUCGAGUGGUUUGCCCGGCUAGAGGCGUCAGCCCGUGACGCCGACGAGCAUGGCCCUGCCAUGGUCAACCAACGUGCUGCACUCCGGUUGACCCACUUCUACGGCAUUGCGCUCGGCGUAUCAAGGUUCCACACGGAGAGCGGAGGACUUCUCGCAAAAGUUGUGUCUGACAAGGGUUACUGGGCAUCGCCUUCCCUUCAGGCCGACACCGUCUCAAGACUCGGGGAACAUGACGUCAAGAAAUGGAUGGCGUAUUGGAGAGAGAUCGGCUUCCUGCCUUCAUGA
Molecule: messenger RNA, 7809 nt
Organism: Cyclocybe aegerita
Lineage: Eukaryota; Fungi; Basidiomycota; Agaricomycetes; Agaricales; Hemipholiotaceae
Source: the annotation of a GenBank genome assembly